Molecule: messenger RNA, 1955 nt
Organism: Pelmatolapia mariae (spotted tilapia)
Lineage: Eukaryota; Metazoa; Chordata; Actinopteri; Cichliformes; Cichlidae
Product: multidrug and toxin extrusion protein 1-like
Exons: 17
Coding region: 1-1788 (595 amino acids)
Biological process (GO): xenobiotic detoxification by transmembrane export across the plasma membrane
Cellular component (GO): membrane
Molecular function (GO): antiporter activity; xenobiotic transmembrane transporter activity
Source: RefSeq, a predicted model, not a curated record
AUGGAUGCUUCAGUGGAAAAACCAACUGGUCCUGCAGACAUGGAGGUUUCCAGUGACAAGCUUUUCUGCUGCAGGGGAGUUCGUAACAAGGUCCCUCUGACCUACAGAGAGGAACUGUAUCACAUUCUGAGGAUGACGGGGCCUCUGCUGCUGUCUCGAAUCCUCAAUUACAUGCUUCCGUUUGUGGUUACAAUGUUUUGUGGCCGUCUGGGAAACGAUGUGAUGGCCGGCUAUGGAUUAGCUUCUGCUACCAUUAACGUGAGCACAGCAGCGACAGGCACUGGUCUGGCACUGGCGUGUGAUACUUUGGUGUCUCAGACCUUUGGUGGUAAGAACCUGCUGCGUGUGGGAGUGAUCCUUCAGCGAGCCAUCAUUAUCCUGCUAUUGUUCUGUCUCCCCUGCUGGGGUCUCCUCAUUAAUGCAGAGGCCAUCCUCUUAUGUCUGGGCCAGGACCCUGAGGUGGCCAGAAUAGCUCAGCUGUAUAUUACAGCCUUCCUUCCUGCAGUGCCGGCAAUGUUUCUACAUCAUCUUCAGGUGUCUUAUCUACAGAACCAGGGAAUAAUAUUGCCACAAAUGUACACUGCUGCUCUGGCAAACAUUGCAAACGUGGUGACAAACUACAUCUUUCUUUACUGGCUGGAUCUUGGUGUUGGUGGCUCUGCAGCAGCCCACACUCUAGCUUGGAUUUACAUCUGCGCUUUUCUGUUUGUGUACAUCUGGUGGAAGAAACUCCAUGUAUCAACAUGGGGAGGCUGGUCUGCAGAAUCACUGCAGGAGUGGGGCUCCUACAUGAAGCUGGCCAUUCCCAGUACCUUAAUGGCUUGUUUUGAGUGGUGGGUUUAUGAGUUUGGAGGAUUCUUUGCAGGAAUGCUGGGUGAAGAUGAGCUGGCAGCUCAACAUGCUGUGAUAAUGGUGGCUUUCAUUACUUACAUGUUCCCUCUUGGUGUUCAAGCUGCAGCAUGUGCCCGUGUGGGCAAUGCUCUUGGGGCUGGAGACACUGACAGGGCGAUUCUAUCAGCCAAGAUGUCACUGGCUCUUGCAGGUAGUUUUGCUGUUGUUGAAGGCCUCUUCCUGGGUGCUACCAAAACAAUCAUUGGAUUCAUCUUCACAUCUGAUGAAAAAAUUGUAGCUCUGGUGUCACAGUUGAUGAACGCUUAUUGUUUCCUUCAAUUUUUUGAUGGCCUUGUGUGUGUGUGCACAGGCAUCUUCUUGGGUACUGGCAAACAGAAGAUACCAGCUGUGGCUAAUCUCAUUGGAUACUACUGCAUAGGGCUUUCAUUGAGCAUCACUCUAAUGUUUGUUGUAAAACUAGGAGUGCUAGGUUUUUGGCUUGGACUGCUCAUUUGCGUCGUCUUACAGUCCACCUUUUACAUCAUUGUCAUCUUCAAGCUGAACUGGAAGAGAAUGACAGAUGAGGCUGUGAAACGAGCUCAGAAAAAGACUUACAUGACGGCAUUAGGCACAGAUGUUGUUUCAGACAUUGGCCAAACAUCAAGUAGCGGGAACUCAGUAGAUGGCUACACACCAGUGAGUACCAAGUGCCAAGCGACACAGGGCGAACACGUGGACCACGACCCGAAGAGCAGCCAUCUCUCCAUCACUCAGCUGAUCAUCAGGCGAGGCCUCACUAUGUUUGCAGCAGUUGGGCUUCUUGCUGUGGGAGUAGGUGUGUACUUCCUUGUGCCUUUGCCAGAGACGCUACUUGCAAACUCUACAAUGGACUGGAUUAAUAGUACAGAUACUCCUGAUCAAAUCUUCACCAGUGUGCUGGUCACAUUAGAGAGAUAGUGUAAAAACACAGAGUGUUAAGCUCUUGCAGAAUGAUUGUCUUGGACUGUCUCAGGGCCCAACUGUAACAGAUGUGAUUCAAAAAUAAGGUGAAUGAAUGGUGUUGGAUACAUUUCAUUUUCUUCAAAUUAUCAUCAUUUUUAAGUAAUAAAUGACGUAUUUCAUCA